This is a messenger RNA of Ochotona curzoniae (black-lipped pika), 1587 nucleotides long. RefSeq names its product 5-hydroxytryptamine receptor 3A (gene HTR3A). Lineage: Eukaryota; Metazoa; Chordata; Mammalia; Lagomorpha; Ochotonidae. Gene Ontology annotation, molecular function: extracellular ligand-gated monoatomic ion channel activity; transmembrane signaling receptor activity; neurotransmitter receptor activity. Gene Ontology annotation, cellular component: neuron projection; postsynaptic membrane; synapse. The record is from RefSeq and is a predicted model, not a curated record. The transcript is spliced from 9 exons. Gene Ontology annotation, biological process: regulation of membrane potential; chemical synaptic transmission; signal transduction. The coding region runs from base 1 to 1452 and encodes 483 amino acids.
AUGCCGUCGUGGUUCUGGCAGGCACUGCUGGCCUUGCUCCUCCCUACACUCCUGGCACAGAGCGAAGCCAGGCACAGGGCAGGUGCCCGGGCCCAGAAUAGCAGCAGGCCGGCUCUACUGAGGCUGUCGGAUCACCUGCUGGCUGACUAUAAGAAGAGCGUGCGGCCCGUGCGGGAUUGGAGGAAGCCCACCACUGUAGCCAUCGAUGUCAUUAUCUACGCCAUCCUCAGCGUGGAUGAGAAGAACCAGGUGCUGACCACCUACAUCUGGUACCGACAGUUCUGGACAGAUGAGUUUCUCCAGUGGAACCCAGAGGACUUUGACAACAUCACCAAAUUGUCCAUCCCCACGGACAGUGUCUGGGUCCCAGACAUUCUCAUCAAUGAGUUUGUGGACGUGGGGAAAUCUCCCUAUAUCCCGUACGUGUAUGUUCGGCAUCAGGGUGAGGUCCAGAACUACAAGCCCUUGCAGGUGGUGACCGCCUGCAGCCUCGACAUCUACAACUUCCCCUUCGAUGUACAGAACUGCUCCCUGACCUUCACCAGCUGGCUGCACACCAUCCAGGACAUCAACAUCAGCUUGUGGCGCUUGCCAGAGGAAGUGAAGUAUGACAAAAGCGUCUUCAUGAACCAGGGCGAGUGGGAGCUGCUGGCAGUGCUGACCCAGUUCCGGAGAUUCAGCAUGGAGAGCAGUGACUGCUAUGCCGAAAUGAAGUUUUAUGUGGUCAUCCGCAGGCGGCCCCUGUUUUAUGCAGUCAGCUUGUUGCUGCCUAGUAUCUUCCUCAUGGUCAUGGACAUUGUGGGCUUCUACCUGCCCCCGGACAGUGGUGAGAGGGUCUCCUUCAAGAUCACGCUGCUCCUGGGCUACUCGGUCUUCCUGAUCAUUGUGUCUGACACGUUGCCAGCCACAGCCAUCGGUACUCCCCUCAUUGGUGUCUACUUUGUGGUGUGUAUGGCUCUGCUGGUGGUAAGUUUGGCCGAGACCAUCCUCAUUGUGCGGCUGGUGCACAAGCAAGACCUGCAGCAGCCCGUGCCAACCUGGCUGCGACACCUGGUUCUGGAAAGAAUUGCCCGGCUGCUCUGCCUCCAGGAGCAGGUGACAUCUCAAAGACUCCAAGCUACCUCCCAGGCCGCCAAGACAGAUGACUGCUCAGCAAUGGGAAACCACUGCAGCCACAUGGAUGGACCCCAGAACUCAGAGAAGAUGGUCCGGGGGAGUGGCAGCCCUCCCCCGCCCCCACGGGAGGCCUCUCUGGCUGUGCGUGGACUGCUACAGGAGCUGGCCUCCAUCCGUCACUUCCUGGAGAAGCGGGAUGAGAUCCGAGAGGUGGCUCGGGACUGGUUGCGUGUGGGCUCCGUGCUGGACAAGCUGCUCUUCCGCAUUUACCUGCUGGCAGUGCUGGCCUACACCAUCACCCUGGUCUCACUCUGGUCCGUCUGGCAGUAUUCCUGAGGAAGUGGGCUCAGCAGAGAGCCAAAUGGGCAUGGGGAGAUAGGGCUGCAGGAUUUUGGCCUAAGUCCUUCAGGACCCCUGUGAUGUCAGGGACAUCCCAGAUUCUGUUCUGCCCCUAUUUCCAAUGCCAGUUGC